Myxocyprinus asiaticus (Chinese sucker) is the source of this 3175-nucleotide messenger RNA. RefSeq names its product cyclin T2a (gene ccnt2a). The record is from RefSeq and is a predicted model, not a curated record. Gene Ontology annotation, molecular function: cyclin-dependent protein serine/threonine kinase activator activity. Gene Ontology annotation, cellular component: nucleus; cyclin/CDK positive transcription elongation factor complex. Gene Ontology annotation, biological process: regulation of transcription by RNA polymerase II; positive regulation of DNA-templated transcription, elongation. NCBI's taxonomy places the organism in Eukaryota, Metazoa, Chordata, Actinopteri, Cypriniformes, Catostomidae. The transcript is spliced from 3 exons.
UCCUAUGAUUUUUAUUCUCAAAGUGAUAAAUUAACCUUUGUUUUGGUCAUAGUUUUUUUUUUUUUUUUUUUUGUAUUCAAAUUAUUUAGAAGUUGCAUUUUUUUUUGUCGUUCAGUGUCUGACUUUAUUUUUGAGAUGUAGACAUCUGUUGUGCUUUGGUUUUGAUGUAUCUAUUUUUUAAUGCAAACAAAACCAUUAAGGACCUGGCUUUGUAAAUUUUAAAUAAUUGUUUCAUUGGCUGUAUAUUUUUGCACAUCGUAAACUGAAAGAUUUAUGGUAUCAGAUAGGUAACAAAGGAUUAUGAUUUCAGGUGAAAAGGUCCUUAAAGGGUGUAGUCUCCGUUGUACAGUUAUUUACUUUGUUAUAAUUAAAGUAAAUAGUGUUUGUUCCCCCCUCAUUUUUUUAUUUUAUUUAUUAUUUUUAAAUCACUUUAGCUGUCAUUUAGUAUUCAUCACCUUUGCAGCACUGUCUGCAAUGUCUGAACAUGGGAGUAGAGGAGCAUGUGCUUAACACAUGGCCUGCAGGUAAUGCAGCCUGUUGAACAUACCCCCGGCAAAAAUGUCCAUGUUCUCCUUAGCCCAUGUCCAAACAUUGAUUCUGUUCUAUGGCACAGGGUUACCAUCCACCUUUGACCGAGGCUUCAAUUUAUUAUAAUUUUUUUUCUUCAUUUUCAAAUUUUAGUAAAACACUACUAAGAUUGUUAGCAUAUUGGGGAAGGAAUGUUUUGUUUGUGCUGGUUUCUUCAAGGACUCUUGUAGCAGAUUAGAUCUUUUUAGUAUUUGCUGUUGUUCUGGCCUUAGUAUAAUAAAGCAAGUGCAACCCUUCCACAUAACUUAAUAUGCUGUAACAUUGCUAUUAAGAAAUGUUGGCAAGUUCGUAGAUAUACAUAAUAAGCACAUAAUCAGGCCACAUAGUCAACCCGGCUUUAUGCCUUACAUGGGCUUGCAUUUCUUAUGUGGUAAACAUGGAUGGUAUCCAUAUGCUUGUUUUCUUUACUGUUUCCUAUUUGUCUGUUGUCUGCAGGCCUUUACACCUUUUUUUCAACAGUGUCAAGUUUACCCUUGAUAAUGAGUAACAACCCUGUAAUUUUUGUUUGCACAGAUUUGAUCCCACAAACAGUUUUUUUAGACCUACUGCUUUGGGUGCUGUUCUAAACUUCAAAUGACAAAUUUUGGGAAAACUAUAUUUAAAUGCUUUCUUUUGCCAUUCAGUUUUUACCUUGUAACCUACUUUCUACCUCUUCAUAUGGCACAAAAUGUGUAUAAUAAAUUCAAGCUUGAAAAAUACUUUUAUUUUAUGCUGGUUAUCUUUCAACCGUAGCCAUCUUACAUGACACUGAAUGUGAUUAAAUAGCUUAAUGCUGUAUCAAAGUUGAUAUAAGCAAAGGUUUCUGAACUGUGCAGGCAAAUUUUUGGAAGUUUGUUACUUAGAAUUGAGGAAUAGCUUUGUGACUGUGCUUUAAUAUUACUCUGUGUCCUUAAUGAUAAUUUCUAGAUAUUCAAGAUUGCCUUCCCUCUCCUCAGCAGUUAAUCGUUUGUGCUCUUUAUUGUCUUUCUCCUCCAUGAUGUGCUGCUCUUGCAGUCUGCACCUCACCACCUUCUGCCUACAGUACAAGCCCACAGUCAUAGCCUGUGUCUGCAUUCACCUGGCCUGCAAGUGGUCCAACUGGGAGAUCCCCGUUUCCACCGAUGGAAAGCACUGGUGGGAGUAUGUGGACAGCUCAGUUACACUUGAGCUUCUUGAUGAACUGACCCACGAGUUUCUGCAGAUUCUAGAAAAGACACCCAGCAGGUUAAAGAGAAUUCGGAAUUGGAGGGCUACACAAGCUGCUAAGAAGCCCAAAACUGAUGGUCAGGCCUCAGACAGCAGCUCUUUACCAGGUACCUCGUUAACCCAGGACCUAUCCUUGAUGGAUGCCAUUCCCGGGGUCUCUACAAAUACAGCCUUCUCGAAAGCCUCCAAUUCUUUUCCAGUGACCCUACCAGGCAACACAAGCAGCUGUCUUUCCCUGGAUUCCAUUGCCAACAUGCAGGGAUCUUCAUACACUUACACCGCCCCCAGUGACUGGCCUCAGGACUUAGCUCGUUCAGACCCAUAUUCUGUUAAACAACUUACCCCGCACUCCUCUAUGCACCCACAACGGCCUGACAAAAGCUCAGAGUUGAACCCUGCAAAACAUGUACACAAGGCCAGUGGUGUGUCGAAGCACCAGGCCACAACCUGUCCUCCACCUGCAGCACCCACACAGAAAAUGUCUCUGGAUAAGUACAGGGAGAAACACGCUGAGCUGGCAGUGCAAAAACGUAGACAAGAGCAGCAGAAUGUGGAGACUGAGGUCAGGGAUGUCUAUGGUACUCCAGCACAGACAGAUCACCGCAAGCACCUGCCCCAACUUUCUCACGGGCAGCAGAGGUUGAGCAGCAGUGCUGGAGCCACCACAGCCUCACCCCUGAAGAUGAAGCUGCCUGUCCCUGGGCAGGAAAAGCAGGGGGACAAACGAGAGAAGGGGAGCUCCUUAAAACUUCGUCUUCCAGUCCCUCCCCAUAGCGAAAAGGCAGGUUCAAGUAAGGAGGAGCUAAAAAUGAAAAUUAAGGUGUCCUCGGAACAGCAUAGCUCCUCAGAUGAGUGUGCUGCAAAGAGCAAACAUUCCAGCCCACUUGUGAGCAAGGAAAAACACAGAGACCACUCAGCCCAUCGUCACCACCACAAACAUGGCCACUCCCAUUCCCACACACAUAGCGGCAAUGGCAGGAGUGGGUUUGAGGCACCUGCAGCUGGUUUGGCCCUUCGGAGCCCGGUAGAUCCUGGUGGCGAGGGGGCAAGCUCAGCAUCCAGCUCUGCCUCCUCACGCAAGAGGGUGAAUGAAGCCAGCCUCAAUCACCACUCCAAAAAGAGCAAAAGCUCCAAAGGCAGUGCAGGUAGUUCCUCUCAUUGUUCCUCUGUUCAGCAGUGUGUCAUCUCACAACUCUAUUCUUAACCUUCCCUUCCCCCCCCUCCCCCUGUCACAUACCAGGUGGGCUACGGACAUCUCAGCACCCUAGUGAAACUGCACAGGAAACCAGUGGAGAGCCACGGCCAUGAGGGCGCCAGACUAGCUAAUGGCCAACACACAGACUAUAAUGAUACUUUUGAUAUGCUUGAUUCGCUGUUAAGUGCCCAAUGAAUGAACUCUUGA